AUGCUUUCGAUCCGACUAUCCUUAGCGGUGGUGUUGACGGUGUGGUACGUGGUGAUGGUGGCGGCGGCCUGCUACGGCUUUGUCAUCAUCUUGCGCCGCUUCCGUCAGCCCCAAACCAUCGGCGACAUGGCGACGGAGUGGGUGCCGGUGACGAUCAUCCGGCCGAUCAAGGGCAUCGAUCCGGGGCUCCACACGUGUCUCCAGAGCUCGUUUGACCAGGACUACCCUCGUGAUAAGCUCCAGAUCAUCUUCUGCGUCGAAGACGCCAACGACCCGGCGAUGGGCACCUUGCGCCGCCUCGUCGCCGACCACCCCGACGUCGACGCCCAGAUCCUCGUCAGCUCUAAUUAUAACGCCGUCAAUAACAAGAGUGACGACCACUACGGACCCAACCCUAAGGUGAAUAACUUGGCGAAAGGGGUGGUGGCGGCGAAACACGACUUGUUGUGGAUCAUGGACCUGAACGUGUGGGCGCUGCGGCGGCUCUUGAAAAACGCCGUGUACGGGCUCCAACACAACUUAAACAACGGGGACGUCGUCGGUGGUGCCCGCCGCGUCGGGCUCAUCAACCACGUCCCCCUCGCGGUGCUGACGAACCCGCUGGCCACCGACAACGCCGACCUGAGCAAGACCACCAAGUUCUUGGGGGCGCGGCUCGACGAGAUGUUCUUGAUGACACUGCACUCUAAGUUCUAUUGCAGUCUCAACAACUUGAACAUUGCUCCCUGUGUCAACGGUAAGCUGAACUUGUACCGGCGCCUGGACCUCGACCACGCCGUGGCGCUGAUCGGGCGCUGCCAAUCACUGCCAUUUUUCAACACUGCCGAAGUCAGACGUGAUGCUCGUUAUUUCGCUGGCCUUGGUCCCGGCCACGCCAUCAAGUUCUUUGCUCGUUAUAUUGGUGAAGACAACAUGAUCGCCAUCGCGCUUUGGGAGCACGCGAUGUUGCGUCCCGCGCAUACGGGCGACGUCGUGGUGCAGCCGUUGCUGGGGCUCGACAACACGGUGAGAGACUACACCCAUCGCCGAGAAAGAUGGCUCCGCGUGCGCAAGUACAUGGUGUUGUUGGCGACGAUGAUUGAGCCCACCACCGAGCUGUUGGUGUGUGGGAUGAUGGGCAACGUCGGGUUGCUGACGCUCUUGUGGGGGCGGUGGUUUACCCCGUGGCUCUUCUUAUUGCACAUGACGAUUUGGGCCGUCGCCGACUUCUACCAGUAUCGCGUGCUUGUGGGCCAUAUCAAGUGUCCGCCGGUGCCCUACUGGAUCAGCGUGCUUCCUGCGGGGGCGCGGCCGGUGCUGGUGUGGCUUUUCACUUGGGCGAUGAGGGAAUUGUUGGCGCUCCCGAUCUGGGUGCUGGCGAUGAUGGGCCACGAAAUCGAUUGGCGGGGGAAGCCAUUCAAGAUCCUUAAGGACUUGACGGCGCGGGAAUUAUAG
This is a messenger RNA of Diutina rugosa, 1434 nucleotides long. It is a transcript of the gene HSX11, whose product is annotated as Hsx11p. Bases 1 to 1434 code for a protein of 477 amino acids. The record is from RefSeq and is a predicted model, not a curated record. Lineage: Eukaryota; Fungi; Ascomycota; Pichiomycetes; Serinales; Debaryomycetaceae. Gene Ontology annotation, molecular function: ceramide glucosyltransferase activity. Gene Ontology annotation, cellular component: membrane. Gene Ontology annotation, biological process: glucosylceramide biosynthetic process. The transcript has a single exon.